AUGUCGUCGGUGGCCGUUCGGAUGGCCGUCUCGCGGUGCCUGUUCGCCCGCACCCUGCGGCUCUCUCUAACCCUCUGCGGCUGGCUGACGCUCUCGGCGCUGUACGAGCGGCGCGCGUCGCUGCCGGCCCGUCUGCUGCGGCUGGUCCCGGGCGCCCUGCUGGCGGUCACCCUGCUGGGCGCCGCCCUGCUGCCGCUGGAGCGACUCAGCCUGCUGCUCUGGAGUGAGGCCGUCUCCGAACACGGCUACAUUCUGCAGGCGCUGCUCGUGCUGCUCAUGCUGCGCCGGAACAGCGAUCUGGAGGCGAUCUCGCUGGGCCUGGAGUCGCUGUACGGCCGUGUGCGGGUGCCGCGGCGCCCGGACCGUCGCCGCCUGCUGCUGCAGUGCUCCCUGAUCGUGCUGCUGUCCGCUGCUGUGCUCGUGCUGUGGCUCUGCUUUGUGCUGGUGCCCGGGGAGUACCGUCACCCCAGAUACCUGGCAGUGGUGUAUGUGCCCGAGGGGCUGCGAAACCCGACCGGCUACUGGUGCAUCUUCGGAUUCCAGGUUAUCGUGGUGAUUUUCACUUGCUGCUUGACAGCAACAUUCGACGUGUGCCUUUUCAUUUGGCUGAGUGCGAUCAGCUUCCAUCUGACCGUGCUUCGAGAGCAGCUGGACCCCUCGUCUGGCGGGACCGUCACUCGGACCAGCCUGACCUGCAAGGUGCACACUGAACCUGACCUUGACCUUGACCUUGACCUUUCCACCGAGGUUGGAGGUGACGCAAAGAACAAAGCGUCACAGUUGGCCGAUGGGACGCUGUUUAACCUGACUCUUCUGCGCUCUAAUCGACAAGUCUCUCCCAAUCAAGAUGAGAAGCGAGGCCGUGAGAAAAGAGUCACGAAGAACUGGGGUCAGCGUGUCAAGAUGGCGGCGCCCGGUGUGGUGACGUCACAGUCGGUCGGAGACGGCCCAAUGAGCGACGGCGAAAGGCUGGCGGCAGCGGAGGAGUACUACAGCGACAUUCGCCGGCUGUUAGCCCGGCUGAACGGCCUGUGUGGACUGCCGCUGUUCGGCUGCUACGCCGCGUCGCUGAUCAACAUCGUCACCAGUGCCUACGCCAGCGUCGUGCUUUCGAAUGUUUCGGCGUUCGAUGACCUCGGAGCCCACACGAAGGUGGCGUCUUACACGGUUUAUAUCAUACUGUUUCUCUGGCGUGUGAUCGCCUAUUCGGUCUACGGCUCAGACAUUACGGAAAAGAAUGCAGCGCUGGCGGAAACGCUCACGACGAUGGAUUGGAGCGUCGUGUCUAAAGCAGACAGGCGUCAGAAGAAGGCUUUCUUACAGAUCGUCAAGCUUCCAUUCAAUGUCACGGCAAUGGGGUUUUUCAUAAUUGAGAAAAGCAACAUUCUUGCGGUUUUCGGAUUUAUUAUGACGUACUUCAUUAUCCUACUGCAGAUGGGAGAGCACCCUCAAUCAGAUACUGUGGGCACAUCUUCCAAUGUGACCGUUUAAUUCUCUUCGCAGCCCACAUGGUAUCAUCUACGAGACAUAGGCGGUGACCGCUUUGACAACACAACCCAUAAUCAUGUUUGUCCUACACCCAAAUAAAUACGGUCGAAUGUG
Molecule: messenger RNA, 1602 nt
Organism: Amphibalanus amphitrite
Lineage: Eukaryota; Metazoa; Arthropoda; Thecostraca; Balanomorpha; Balanidae
Gene: Orco
Exons: 8
Coding region: 1-1491 (496 amino acids)
Biological process (GO): sensory perception of smell; detection of chemical stimulus involved in sensory perception of smell; sensory perception of taste
Cellular component (GO): plasma membrane
Molecular function (GO): odorant binding; olfactory receptor activity
Source: RefSeq, a predicted model, not a curated record